Messenger RNA from Cotesia congregata, 669 nucleotides. NCBI's taxonomy places the organism in Eukaryota, Metazoa, Arthropoda, Insecta, Hymenoptera, Braconidae. The record is from the annotation of a GenBank genome assembly.
AUGCCUGUUCAUGUACGUUCAGGCCUGAAAUUAGACAUGAUCAAUGAUCAUGCCUGUUCAUUAGGGUGUCAUGAGGUGAUUGCUCAAGGACAACAACGUAACGUACUGUACAAUUUUACGGACCUUCAACUACCGGAUUAUUGUGCCAGAGUAUUUAACCUUGCUCCGAAAGUAGGUAUUCCACUGAAUAAAAAAGAAAUACCGAUUCUUACAUUGAUAAAAGAUAUAGAAUAUGGAAUCCCAAGAAUUAACGUUGAUGAUACGGAUCCUAAAGUUGUAGAUAAUGUUAGGAAUAAUUAUAGAUUAAAAGUGAUUAACUCGAUCACGAAUUUCUAUAAUAGGAGUGACUAUUUGAUUGAAGAAAAAUGGAUUUCCUUGGUAAGAGAUAUUUCUAGAACUAAACAAUUCUUGAAGGAGAAUAAAGAUGUGAUUGUAAUGAGAGCUGAUAAGGGUGGCAGCACGGUUGUGAUGAAGAGGGAUGAGUAUGUCGAGACAAUGAAUCUGAUGCUUGGUGAUGAAACAGUGUACAAAAGAAUAGACAAGGAUCCAACAAAAAAGUUCCAGAAUGUAGCGAAUAACCUGACAAAAAAAUAUUGUGAUGGAUUCAUGAUGUUUAGUAAAAAGGUAUUGUUGACAACUACUUUGUUUAAACGAUCGAUUCUUAUCUGA